Messenger RNA from Anthonomus grandis grandis, 8057 nucleotides. RefSeq lists its product as uncharacterized. The coding region runs from base 316 to 2346 and encodes 676 amino acids. The transcript is spliced from 10 exons. Lineage: Eukaryota; Metazoa; Arthropoda; Insecta; Coleoptera; Curculionidae. Gene Ontology annotation, cellular component: plasma membrane. The record is from RefSeq and is a predicted model, not a curated record.
CCAUUUAAUCGCAUUGCCGGUAGACGCGAUAUUAUUACUCUUUUGUUUUGACCAUUUUCGUUACGCUUACGACACUCUGAUCGUAUUUAAGGUUUACCCUAACAGGCUGAUUUUUAUAUUUAAAAAUAUGAAUAGGUAAUCAUCGAUUUGGAGUGGGGGGUAAAAAUGAUCUGUGUGCGGGAGAGUGGUGCUCGACCGGCUCGAAGGACCAUACAGGAAUGACAAACCAAUUUUUUUCCUAUAAAUAAAAAGAGGAGAUACGAUGGGGCAAGAGAUUGAAAUAACCAGAUAGAUGUUACAAGUAAUAAAUUAAAAAUGGAGUCAUCGUCAUUAAUGCAAAGAUCUAGUAAAUUGCCCAACCAAAAAUUAAAAUCUUUUCGGUUAAACGUUAAAAACCAUCCAUCUAGAUCUAAAAAUAGUGUAACAAAAAAUAGUAAUAUUCAUCACAACCACCAGCACCACAGUCUAGGAUCACAUUUUCGAAAUAGGCACAUAUCACGCGCCCGCAGCAGUAAAAAAUACAGUAAAGUUAACGGGAAUGGAUUUAAAGAUUCUGCAAGAAACAACAGUUAUAUUGAUAAGACUGAUGGUCAAGUAACAUCACUGUUCGGAUAUGAUAAUACAGAGCACGAGAAAAAUCAAAACGAUCUUGCCAUUUCUAAAGAGGAUGUUUUAGUGGGAAAUUUUACUAGGGAAGUUUACAACGCAAUAUGCCUUCGAUUAGGAGACACAUUACACAUACCCGAAGAUUCGGUAAAGGCACUCUUCAACGAUAUGCAUUUGUUCCCUUCUGACACACAAGUCACUAAGAUGCUCCAGUGUGCAAGACAAUACAGUAGAAGAAAUGGCACUAAUCCAAAUUAUCUUACUUUUGGUGAAUUCUGUGUUUUUGUCAGGGAAAUGCAGAAUCACCCCAGUCCGAAGGUACACCGGAAAACAUCACAACCAAAAAUAAACAAUAACAAAUGUCCAAACAACAAAUGUGAGGUUUUCUUGGGAGGCUCAUGUAAUCCAACAACAUGGAGAGCAGACACAGCUAUUCCAGCCUUACAAAAACAAGGCAUUAGUUAUUAUAACCCACAAGUGUCUAUGUGGGCUCCAGAGCUCGUAGCUCAAGAGCAUGAUGCCAAACAAGCAGCUUCAGUUCUACUUUUUGUCAUAGACAGUCAAACAAGGAGUACAGUAGGAAUGGUGGAAGUAGCCUAUUUAGUUGCCUGUGGCAGAUGUGUGAUAGUUGUUGCCCAACCUUAUAGAAAAGAACAGAGUAUUAUGGGAGAAGUCAUUACGGAAAAGGAGUAUUAUAACCUAGUACAAGGACAAAGAGCACUUCUAGAUCUGAUUAAAACCAAAGGAGUGCAAAUACAUAACAGUUUGCCAACUGCUCUACAGUGCACUGCAGAUAUUGUAAAAAAUAUCUUUGUGAAUGGUACCACUGCAGAAGAACAAGUUACUGCUAAACUAAGACCGCGAUCCCAGAAGCAGCACCACCACCUAAAAAGCGAUAAUUUUUUCCACAGACGACUGCGCGAAGUCUACGAUAGUUAUAAUGGAAGCAUGGGAAUCUACGACGUCAUUGAUGCGUAUCGUCGGCUUACCAAUCGGUCACUCGAAAUCUCCAAACUCUACAACUUUUUUAAUCAGCAAAACAGUACGAACGCUACCGUUAUGACCAAUGGUGAGGAGAACGGUGCUUUCUUGUCCUUUGAACGAUUCUGCGCUGUGAUGGCUGAGCUUAGUACUGAUGGAUGUGGCAUGUGCAAUAUUGAAGCGUGGGCAACUCAAACAUUCACAACAAACGAACAUCCACAAUGUCCGACAUCACCAAACCAUCCGAACUGCUCCGCUGAUCAACUGCAAUUCAGCUCGCCACCGUCCACAAAUAGCGAGCCGUUGUAUGAUGUUUUCCUAGGUGGUAGCCUAUUAACUGGCACAAAAUGGCGGGAGAAUAUUGCUAUUCCUUUACUUAAAAAGAACGGAAUUCGGUAUUAUAAUCCAGUACUUAGGGAUGAGAACUCGGGUAGUACAGAAGAUGUUUCCAAGUGGCGCCAAAAGAUAAGUCAGUGUAGGGUUGCCUUGUUCGUUAUCACAAACGAUACUAGGUCGCUCGCCAGUAUGAUUCUGGCAGCCCACUAUAUCGGUAUUGGCAAGGAUGUUGUAUUGAGCAUCGAACAGUUGAACGGUGAUGACUGUGUAGUAUCUAAUGAAACGUUAACAAAAACUGCGAUAAAGGACUACAAUCGGGCGCGCGCAUACCUACGGGACUUAGCCGAGCGACGCCAAGUCCCUGUACUAGAUAACGUGGAGGAUGCCAUCCGUACGCUAGUGCCAAAACUGUCAAAAAAUUGACCUAGUAAAAAAAGGAAGCAAAAAGCAUCACCAUGCCGACUAGAUAGUGAGUGUUUUAUAGUAAAUUGAGUAGCGAAAUUUUCUCUUCCGUGGAUUUCUCUCUCUAGUUUUUGUAUUUAUUUUCGUAAAACGGUGCUCUGUCUCUGUUUUCUCGCCACUAUAGGGGGGCAAAAACGAAACACUGGCAGCUACGCUUUAGAUUUAAUUCUCCAUGAGACUUUUUCUAUCUUGGAAAUGUCUUAUCGAUCUAACUUAAUUAUUUAUUAUUUUUUGAACGUAUGUAUGUUUUAACUGUUUUUUCUAAAACUUUUUUGUUAACUAGUUUAUACUUAGAAUUUUUUUCAAUGGUAGUGUGUCUUAUUGGAGUGCGUACAUAAACGUUUGUUAUUUUGCUUGCUUAGAGAAGUCGUGUAUUUUAAUCGUGGUUUUAAGUUCGUUUUUUAUGUUUUAACCAUAUAACUAACAAUUUUUUAAUAAUAGCAAAUGAUAUACUGGGCCGGGCAAAAGGUAAGCUAUUUGGUUGUUUCAGAUAUACUUUUUGCCCCUUUCCCGGGUUAAUUUUAAAAUAUGAAAAUUAAAAUGCGCGACUUUUUUUAGCAUCUCGUAUUUAGGUGAUUUUAAAGUGGUAAUUAUUAACGUAACGGUUGGUUAAAUUGUAAUAGAACUAGAAAAUCGACAUUAUUCAUUUUUACGACUUGAUCAAGUAUUAUUUUCUUUUAACUUUUCUUAGUAUAAGUUCCUUAUCUUGUUUUGGAGAUCUGUGAGCACUAAGAAAAAUCACUAAAUAACUGUCACAAUGACUCUUUGAAUUAUUAUAAUACACUUUUGGCAACAUCGUAAUGGUACAGAGAAUCUCAUUUUGACUUUUUAAACUCUUCUUGUCAUCUUGAUAGCCAGAGGUUAACUUCAAUAUAUCACAAGGAAGAGUACUUUUUUUAAUACAAACUAUGUAAGUAUAUUAAAAAUUAUUGCAAUUUCUGUUACUGAUACGAUAACAAAGAGUUUUGAAGGGCUAUUAAGAAAUUAUCAUAACUUACGAAAAGGCUUUUUGCUUUUUUGUAUGAGAUAAUAUCCUUCGGAAGCAAUGCACUGAUUUCUGAACUUUUCGGUUGCCUCCUGACACUUAUCGAUCGAAAUGCCGGUGAUUUUCUCUCUAACGGGUCUCUACGGAUCAUCAGUUUUUCCAGCUUGUGAGGAAAACAUUUUGCUUGAAAUAUCCUCACAACAAAAAGUGCAAACGCACAAAUCCGGUGAUCUUGCUGGCCAAACCUCAGAGAGGCGAGGCGCUCAAGAAACACCUACCGCACUUUUGUCAUUGAUAUUUGCGGUCCGUGACCUAAGGCCCAACAAGAGGUACUCAAAUAUAUAGACCUUGAGCUCGUUCUUCAGCUUACCGUUUCAAUUCCUCAAGGAAAAGUUUUUUAAGCAUUCUUACGUUUUCGAAGAACUGAAAUUAUAUAAUAUUAGAAAGGAAAAAUUCGCCAUUUCGAUCAACGUGCCGGAACACAGCUAAAAAUGAUACAAAUCGCCUCUAUGAGUUUAUUAUAAUUGAGUCACUAAAGCGCAGGUUUAUUUGAUCCCUAUUAUCGAGGCAUUUAUAACUUUAUCCGUUCCAAAAAAUCCAGAGGCCUCAAAUCUGAAUAUCUGUAAAGCCAGUUGAUCUAACAGUUGAAGAUAGUACUAAUUAUCGGUGUUUUGAAUUUGAGGAGCAUGGCAUUUUUGAGUUACGGUGCUGAAUUUCCCUGAUAAAAAAAAUUAAAAUGAAUUGUAGUUCAUAAAUGUAGAAAGCGUUUUAUUGCAACUCUAUUUAAUUGUUAAUAAUGCGAAAAAAAUAGUUAGUAGCCAUUUUUAGGUUUUUAUAGGAUAUAAUUUUUCAAUUAUUACUGUUUAGUUAGUUAUUAAAUAUUUUAACGCAGACAUUUAACGACUAUUAUUUUAUUAAAAUUUUCUACGAUUUCUAAAAAAAUCAUUUUAUUUAGGGUUUAAUUGUAUUUAGUCUAAAUUGUGUUUAUUUAUAUUUUAAUUUUCGAACGUAGCUGUGAUUACUAUAAGUGCAUAAAGAGGAUUAUAUUAUUAGGCUUCUCUUUAAUUUCAAGAUCUGAGGAGGAUUAUCAUAUUUUUUUUUAUUUAUCUUAAUAUUCAUUAAAUAUUAUUUAUUCACUAAAUUCAAAUGUGGGGUAUUAGAAACAUAAAGAUAUCUUAAGGAAUAUUUAAAUUCGUAAUUCGUAAUUUAUCGUAAGGAAUUUUUAAAUUCUUUUAAGUAUUACUUUAUUACAAUAUUACAAAUGUGAUAGAUCAAAAGAUAUAAAUAUUUACGUCUUUAAAUGUGCUUUAAACCUUGAAUUUGUAGGCUCAGAACUUCAAGAGAGAAAAACAUGCAUAUAUCAAUAAUGAAUAAAUUAUAAUAAUUGAAAAAUUAUAUUAUUAAAUGGAUUAUUCCAGGAUUACUUCACUAAUUUUACUUCAAAAUCUGAAGAUCGAACUUUAUGUAAAAAAGCAAUUUAGUUAUAUAAAAAAAUAUUUUUAAAAUACUAAAAGUAAACUUUUUUUCCACAGUAACAGGAAAAAUUUAUCAAAACUUCAUUACUUUUCAACAGUUUUCAAAAUGUGUACCUCUGGAUCGUUACAACAUUGGAAAAAAAAUUAUUAAUAAAUAUUUUAAUCUGAUUUUGAGAUAUGGGGCAUCGUAACACUAAAAUCCGUAGCAUGUUGUUACAUUUAUCUUAGUUUGCAAAUUAACCAACCGUUACAUUUUUAACUUACCUACAAUCUGGCUCAAAGCCCUGGCAACUCCAUUACAAAUUAGUCCUAAAACUUACCACUAAUCUUUUAAUGUAAAUAAUGGUUAUUUGUUGUUUCGUAACCCGUAGUUAUACAAUUUAGUCUGUCACAUUUACUAUAUUAUAAUUGAUAUUGAUAAAACAAAAUAUUUUUAUAUAUAAUAGUUCUAUGUUUUCACGAUGUUGGUUCUUUAUCAUGUACCUACGUAUUUUUUUUUCUAAAUAUGUUUCACACUCUAGGUUUUUAGGGAUAAUUUAACUGAGAAUAAGGAAAAAAACCAAGAGUGAUUACAUUUUUGUGUAUUUAUUUAUAUUUAUGAGAAUUCGGUAUUUUAGACAAAAAUUUAAUUUUCGUCUAAAGAACUGAAAAAGUCAGCUAAAUAUAGUUCCUUUCAAGUACGGUCUGUUACUUAACCGAACAUUAAUGAAGUUUCGAAAAUACGUACAUAAAUGUUACUACAUUAAUUAUUAAUAUUGAUAUUAUGUGUACUAAUCCAUCACAAAGUGUUUGUCACAUUUUGUAUACAGAAUUAACGAGUAUUUAUAAAUAAUAAACUGUUCUUAUUUACAAUUUAUUGUCACUGUUUUUAUUUUUCUUUUUUGAUUGAUUUUAUUCAAAGAGUAUUUUAUAAGUAAUUUGGAACCAAACGAUUCAUAUCUAAAUGAUAUAUUAUAACCAUUAACAGAUUUUAAAAAUUGGCAGGAUGAACAAGCUUACAUUUCCGACAGAUUUAUAUUAUACCAUCAAUAUAAUGAACUAGUAUUGGUAAAUUGAUUUUGAAUAUAGAAAUAAACAAAAAGCGGAAUCAAAUAUCUUCCUAUUGAGAUGGAUACAAAGUCAAUAAGUCUUAGAGAAAAGUUUAAAAAGUCUGGGGAAUAGGGUGAGUCGCCUAUCAUCAAUUUAAACUUGAAUUUCUCAAUUUUAAUUUCUUUUGCUGUUUGUUAAGCCUUCAAAUUAUAAAUUUUUAACCACUGCUCUAAACUCGUUUUUUGCCAUUUUUUUAAACAAAGACAAGUUCAACCUCAAUAGACGAUAAAAGCUCCAUCAAUAUGGCUACAAUGUCCGUUUAGUAUUCCCGUUUUCUACUAUAGCUCUAUUCUUAGGAAAAAAAUAGAAUAAAUACUAGGUAUAUUUUUCAAUUAUAGUUUGCCAUUAUCUGAAAUAAUUUUUAAUAUUCAUCCCUAAAUUAUUUCUAAUUUUCCAUAAGUUGUUUCCAAAUUUGCUUUUUUAAAUGGUCUUUUGCCGCAUAUUAAUUGUUUAAUAAUAAUGCCGAUAUUAUUUUUACAUUUUCGUAUCAUAUAUGUAUAUAUCGACCUAAAGCGAAACUAAAUUUGCAUCAAAAUAAAUCAAGCCGUGAGAAAGAUAUAGCUAUUAUGGAACAGUUGAUAUUUACUUGGCAACAACUUUUGCAACAUUUAAAAUAAUUCGGGAUAAAUACUAAAUGUUAAUUGCCUUCAUUUCACAUAAAAAGGUUAAUUCAUUCCAUUUAAAAACCAUAAAAAUGUACCUUUUUUGAUAUGCUGCACACCAAAAAAAUGUAGCAAUAAAAAUGCGAUAGAGAAGACAGGAGUAUUAAAUGUAAAACGACUAGUAUCCAUUAGGAUAAUACAAUCUAUAGUGCAACAAGAUUUUUAUUAAAAGGAAAGAAUCAACGAUUACUUAUUAAGUCCAUUAAAUGGUUCCAAAUAAUUUAUAAAAAAUAUAAGACGGUUAAGAAUGUACUUAAAACAAUAACUUCAUACUGAAUAAACAAAUAAGGUUUCUUCUGGCACACAGAAAUAUUAUAAUAGACAUUUUCACAUUUAAAAAAAAAAAAGCUUGAACAAUAUGCAACCCAAUUUGUUCUAUGUUAAGUAAUAUUAGCUAUUAAGUAUUUUUGGGACGGGUUACUUUGUUAAAAACUUAUACACAAUAUGGUUAUUUUUUGUGAUUCUAAAACUUGCUUAGUUUGUUUUGUUUAAGCCAAGUAAAGUUGUUGGGGUUAUUCUUGAUAUUUACCAAUUGUGUCAGCGUAUUUUACCAGCGUUUAAUUAAUGUUUUCUUCCAUUUACAGAAGAAAUUAUUUAUAUUAUUUACUACCUACCAUUUUUAUUAUUAUUUCAUUUAUAUAUAUUUCUAGUUAAAUUGUACAGUGUUUUUAAUACGAUUGCUAAAAAUGUAAGUACCAUUUUUACUAAAACUGACUAAAGCCGUUGAGACUCGUUCGUUAAUUGCUCAUAAAAAUAUCUAACGUUAUCCAGUCAUCACAAAUAUGAUAAUUUAUUCGUUUAUGCUUUAAAAUAUCUUAAGCACAAUAUACUUUAUAUAUAGCUAGACUAAGUAUACUUCAAGGUUAGGUGAAUAUCAUCAGUGAAUUAAAUACAUAUUUUUUGUAAGUUCUAUUUAAUUCAUUGUGAAUCAUUCACCCUUAGAAUGAAAGGUUUGGGUAAACUGCCAUUAUGAUUGGUUUGAAGAACUACGGUGAAGAAAGGGUCGAAUUAUAAACUGGUUUGAAAAGAUUUUGUACCUGAAUUAACUAUUCGAAGUUGGUUAAAAUAACUAUUAUAGUAUAGGCAGCCCCUUUAGCUUUUUAGUAAUAUUUACUAAGAGAAGGAACUAGCAGAAUCUCUUAGGUAAUACUUAUAGUACGGUAAAUAUUAAUUUAAACUAAUAAUACUAAUGUCUAAAAUAACAAUUUUUAUUAAAAAAAUUAAAAAUCUUAUCAGCGCGGUUAGAAAAAUUGAAUAUUACUAAGGUGUAAUACUGUACUCUUAUUGGCUAUAAAUGUUAAAAACAAAUAAAUUAAAAGGGUUACCUAAUCCAAGUUACAUUUUGAAACGAGGUUACUGUUAGGCUAAUUUUACUGUAUAUUUUUAGCACUUACAUUUACUUUAUUAUCGUAUUUAUUUAUCUUUUUUAAUGUACAAUUAAAAAAUUACUAAAAAAUAUAA